Messenger RNA from Akanthomyces muscarius, 1362 nucleotides. RefSeq lists its product as uncharacterized. The record is from RefSeq and is a predicted model, not a curated record. The transcript has 2 exons. Gene Ontology annotation, molecular function: monooxygenase activity; FAD binding. Bases 1 to 1362 code for a protein of 453 amino acids. Lineage: Eukaryota; Fungi; Ascomycota; Sordariomycetes; Hypocreales; Cordycipitaceae.
AUGAGCGAUCCCUUUCGCAUCGUCAUUGUCGGCGCAGGCCCAGCCGGCCUCUCUGCCGCCCUCGCCAUCGCCCGGCAUCCCGCCGCCGCCGCCUCCCGGCCUGUGCACAUCACCGUCCUCGAGCUGCGCCGCGGCGUGCACACCAUCGGCGGCGCCGUCAACAUGACGCCCCUCGCGCUGCGCUACCUCGACAGCCUCGGCGCGGGCGCGCGGCUGCGCGCCCGCGGCCACGCCGGCAGCGCCAUUGAGCUCGUCGCGCACCGCACCGGCCGGCUGCUCGCGACGCUGUGGCCCGGCGUCGACGCACUGCGCGUGCGUCGGCAGGCCGUCGUCGAGACCCUGACCGAAGCGGCCGCCGCGCUCCGCGACGCCUCCGAGAACCCGGAGACGCUGCGGAUUCUGUACGGGGCCGAGGUCCUGAGCCUCGAGGAGCACGAGGGUGGUGUGCGGGUCGCCUUCACGCAUGGCAAAGACGGUGCUCCUUUUUCGUCGUCGGCCCCAAAUGUCACCAUCGAUGCCGAACUCGUGCUCGGUUGCGACGGCAUACACUCCUUUGUCCGCCGGCGCUUUGUCGAGCCCGGCCGCCCGGAGACGUACACGGGCCGGUGCGUCGCGUACGGCUUCAUCCCCGCGUCGCCGUCCGACGCCGUGCGCUGGACCCGGAGCGGCGGCGGCGCCGAGCCGCUCGUCAACCACUCGACGCUCCUGCAGCACGGCGCCGAGUCGCUCCUCCUGGCGCGCCACCAGCCGCCCGACCAGCAGGACAGCCUGUACCUCGCGGCGGUCAUGUCCGUCCGCGCAGACACCGAAAGCAGCAGCAGCCGCGAGGGCUGGGCGGUGCAGGGCGCCGACAAGGAGGGCCUGCGGCGCAGGAUGCAGGACAUGUUUGCGGGAGGCGGCAUCGGCUGCCUCGAGGAAAUGGUGGCGCGGUGCGACGACUGGUUCUUCUACCCGGUGCACAUGCUGCCCGAGGGAGGGCUGUGGUCCAAGGGCCGGCUUCUGCUGCUCGGCGACGCUGCGCACGCUGUAAGCUCACCCUGUUCUUCCAAACCCCAGUCUUGUAUGCCGCCGCAGGAAGAGAGCACCGGCGUGGCAAUCGAGGACGGCGUGCUGCUCGCGCACGUCCUGUCUCGGAGGGACGGGCGCAGCGUGCCGCGGAUGAUUGCCGACUACGAGGCGCUGCGGCGCGCUGACGUCGCGGCGCUGCACAAGACGUCCAUGGCGCGGUGGAAGUCCCCGGCGCCCGCGGGUUGGGUCGGCCGCAUCAUGAUGGAGUGGAUGGCGUGGCUCGUCGUGUCGUAUCUCAACUGGACGAGCGACCACUUUGCCCGGGAUGUUCGCAAUUUACCUUUGCCCGAGUAG